AUGGCACCUACGAGGGAAGCUGAUCCCCAUGUCUCCAGGACCUCCCGUGGACUUGGACUCGAACUUGUGAGACAGUUAGCUAGAUCCCCUACGAAUCGUGUCAUUGCUGCCUGCCGCAACUCCGACCGCGCGACCGCGCUGCACUCACUUACGAGCGGGGCGAAGGGCGAUCUACAUGUUCUGGAGCUGGACGUCGGCGACCCCGCGUCGAUCCGGGACUCGGUCAAGACUGUCGAACACAUCCUCGGGGACAGCGGCCUGGACUACCUCUACAACAAUGCCGGCGUUAACGCCAAGAUCGACGACGCGUUCGGCUUGGAUUGUGGAGACUUUAUGAAGGCGCUCGAGAUCAACGUCGCGGCGCCUGCGCUCCUGGCCCAGGCGUACCUCCCGCUGAUCGAGAAGAGUCAGCGCAAGGUCAUCGUCAACGUCUCGAGUCGAUAUGGGAGUGUCUCUCUGGAUCGUGGCCCGACAUGGCCCGUGUACAGCAUCACAAAAAGUGCGCUCAACAUGCUGACAUAUAAGCAAGCCAAAGCAAGACCCGACUUGAUCGUAAUAUCGCUUGCGCCGGGGUGGGUGAAGACGGACAUGGGAGGUCCCAACGCCGCACUUGAGCCCCAUCAAAGCGUUGAGGACCAGCUGAGAAUUGUUACGGGCUUGACACCGCAAGACUCUGGAAAGUUCUUCAACCAUACUGGAGAGGUUUAUCCGUACUAG
Messenger RNA from Postia placenta MAD-698-R-SB12, 717 nucleotides. RefSeq lists its product as hypothetical. NCBI's taxonomy places the organism in Eukaryota, Fungi, Basidiomycota, Agaricomycetes, Polyporales, Adustoporiaceae. The coding region runs from base 1 to 717 and encodes 238 amino acids. The record is from RefSeq and is a predicted model, not a curated record. The transcript has 4 exons.